Messenger RNA from Closterium sp. NIES-65, 1083 nucleotides. NCBI's taxonomy places the organism in Eukaryota, Viridiplantae, Streptophyta, Zygnematophyceae, Desmidiales, Closteriaceae. The record is from the annotation of a GenBank genome assembly.
GAGGCGAGGGUGCGGGAGGCGAUGGAGGUGAUAAACGGCAAGUACGGCGCCAACACCGCCACCUUCCUCAACGACGACGUCAAACGAGCCAACGCAGAAACCUUUCCGACUGGCGCGCUCACACUCGAUAUUGCUUUGGGAGGAGGGCUGCCCAAGGGGAGAAUCGUGGAGAUUUACGGGCAGGAGAGCAGUGGCAAGACUACCCUCGCUCUGCACGCCAUCGCUCAAGUGCAGAAGCGCGGCGGCAUAGCGUGGGUGGUGGAUGCGGAGCAUGCGUUGGACCUCAAGUACGCGCGGCAGCUGGGCGUGCAGACGGACAAGCUCAUUCUCUGCCAGGCGGAGGAGGCUGACAAGGCCCUCGAGAUUGUGGACACGGCGAUGAGGGGGCUGGCAGCGGACAUAGUGGUCGUCGACUCAGUGCCCGCGCUCAUCCCCUCGCAGGAGCUCGAGAGCGAGAUGGGGCAGGAGUCGAUAGGGCUGCUGGCGCGCCUCAUGUCCAAGGUGCUCAAGAAGCUCAGCGCCAGUGCCAGCCGCUCCAAGUGCACUGUCAUCUUCCUCAACCAGAUGCGCCAGAAGAUCAACACGGGAGGCUUUGCCUUUGGCAGUCCCGAGACCACCACGGGGGGCACGGCCCUGCGAUACUAUGCCUCUGUGCGCCUUGACCUGCGCAGUGUUGCCAAGAUCAAAUCCGCCAAGGACGAGUCAGAUGUGGGUAUUCGCGUGCGCUGCAAGGUGGCCAAGAGCAAGGUGAGUCCACCACUGCGCACAGUGGAGUUUGACUUGCUCUUCGGCACCGGCAUCUCCCACGCGGGCUGUGUACUAGACUGUGCGGAGGAGCUGAAGAAGGUGGAGCGGAAGGGGUCCUGGUACAGCUUCAGGGACGACAUGCGGGUGCAAGGGCGUGAGAACGCCAUCACGUUUCUCAACGACAACCCCCACGUCUGUGACGAGCUGGAGCAGUUGGUGCGCGAGCAUGUGGCACCGGUGGAGGAGGAGGUGGUAUUCGAUGAGGAGAGUGACUUGGAACCGCCACCCUUCUCUGAUGACGAUGCAUACCAUGGGGCAGACAGGGACAUGCGGUAG